This is a messenger RNA of Contarinia nasturtii (swede midge), 900 nucleotides long. Its product is annotated as trypsin-7-like. Lineage: Eukaryota; Metazoa; Arthropoda; Insecta; Diptera; Cecidomyiidae. The record is from RefSeq and is a predicted model, not a curated record. The coding region runs from base 16 to 810 and encodes 264 amino acids. The transcript is spliced from 3 exons. Gene Ontology annotation, molecular function: serine-type endopeptidase activity. Gene Ontology annotation, biological process: proteolysis.
AAGAAGUGAUUUAAAAUGAAAUCAUUAAACUUAUUACUAUUUGCAACAAUUUUUCUUUUUGCAAAAUGUUCAGCUUUAGGAAUUAAUGCGCGAAUUAUUGGUGGCAUCGAAACAACCCUCUAUCAAAUGCCAUGGCAAGUGUCUUUAGUUAAGGGCUUUGAAAGAUACGAUGUGCUUUGUGGUGGUUCCAUUAUAGGAACAAACUGGAUCCUUACGGCGGCACAUUGUACAUAUGGAUAUCCAAUCAGUAUAUUUACCGUACGCGUUGGCUCAUCGCAUUGGGCAUAUGGUGGGAAAACUGUUCAAAUAAAACGUAAAAUUGAACAUGAAAAAUACAAUAAACUGGCAUUAGCGGAUUUUGAUUUCACACUCUUGGAAUUGGCUGAACCAUUGCAAUUCACUGAUGCAGUCCAGCCAAUCGCACUGCCAAAUUACCAUACGCUGGUACAUGUGAGAGACGUGUGCUUGAUUUCGGGAUGGGGACAAAUGGAAAAUACGGGACCAUCUGCAGAUAUACUUCGUGCAACCAAUAUAUCUAUAUUUGAUCAUAAAGUUUGCAAGCAACAAUAUGCAUUGAGUAUAACAAAUAGCAUGAUUUGCGCUGGUACCGAAAUAGGCGAGAAAGGUUUGUGUUUCGGUGAUUCUGGUGGACCAUUAUCGUGCAAAUUCAAUGAUAUUCCUGUAUUGAUUGGGGUGUCUUCAAAGACUAUUGGAGGAGCUGGAGACAAAUGUGGUCACACUGGAAUCAGUUCAAUAUUUGCAAAUGUUUUGCAUGCUCGUCAUUGGAUUAGAACAUUGACUGGUAUUUAAAUGUAAUUUAUUGUUAUUGAUAUUAUAAUCGUCAUUAAAUAUUUAUGCUCUAAACUAGUACCCAAUAAUAAAAAUAAUUACUAGUCGAUA